CGCCUACGAACAGGCAAGAUCGAGAUAUGGUGCGCGUCUGGGUAGCGACCACAGCGAUGACCGCGCUGCUUGGUGCUGCCGUCGCCUGGGCCUACGAGCAGCGCGCUGCCGCCCUUCGCGAGGACGAGGCGCGGGCCAAGGACGCGGCCAUCGUCGUCGUCGACAUUGGCAGCUCGUCCGUCCGCGCAAGCGCCUACGUGUGCGUUCGCGGCGCAUGGAUCGCCGUCGACGGCUCGCUCUGCCAGGAGGCUCGGGCUGCGAUUGCCGCCGAUGGCACCGCCGAUAUGGGCAGCAUCCAGGCCGCGGUGGAGCGUGUUCUCGACGGUACGAUCGGCUGGUUGACCAAGCAGCGCGCGUAUGCAGUCAAGGCCGUCGGCUUUUCCGCGUUUGGCAUGUCGCUCGUGGGCGUGGACGCAGCCGGCGCCCCCGUCACGCCCGUCUACACGUACGCGGGGCAGUGCGCAGACGAGGCGACCGAGCUUCGCGACGCGCUCGCCAAGGCGGGUCUCCAGGCCGAGGUGUACAACCACACGGGCGCGCCGAUGCACCCCGCGUACGCCGCCCCGACGCUGCUCCGGCACAAUCGCCAUCAUCGUGCGACGUCGCCUGUCUACGCAUGGCAGUCGAUGGUCGGCGUCCUCCUUCGCGCAUGGACCACCGCUUCGCAUGCCAUUCCCAUGAGCUACUCGGAGGCGUCGUGGACGGGUCUUCUGGACUUUCGGAGUGCGACGUGGCACGAGAAGCUCGUCGCGAUGACGCACACACCCGCGUCGUCCAUGCCACCGACGCAGGACCCGUCGAUCCCCGUCGAUGCGCAUCUCAACCUCACGUACGCACGCCGGUGGCCGCUGCUGCGCGACGCCACCUUUUACCUCGCGUUUGGAGACGGCGCCGUUGCCAACGUUGGCGCCAAGUGCACGGACCCCAGUCGCAUUUGCCUCACGAUUGGUACGAGCGCGGCGAUGCGGGUGCUCGUGCCCCUCGCGAGCCUCGGCAAGGUACCCCGAGGGCUCUGGUGCUACCGUGUCAAUGCCACGCACGUCCUGCUCGGCGGCGCGCUCACGGACGGCGGGUCCCUUUACGCAUGGGCCAAGAAGACGCUUGCGCUUCCCAGUAAUGCCGCGGCCGCACUCGAAGCCAUGGCCCCGGGUGCCCAUGGGCUCACAUUGCUUCCGUUCUUGCAUGGUGAGCGCGCUCCAGGCUGGCACGCCAAGGCCGCGUGCACGAUCAGCGGCAUAACGGCUGCGACGACCGCUAUCGACAUCCUCCGCGCGUCGCUCGAGUCGGUGGCGCUGCGCUUGGCCGCUAUCUACGCGCUGCUCGCACCCCAAGCGACGUCGGACGCGGUCAUUGUUGCCAGCGGCACGGCCCUCACGUCGUCGCGUCUCUGGCGCCAAAUGAUCGCGGAUGCGAUUGGACGCAAGGUCGUACUCGAGACCGAUGCGGUCGAGACGACAUCUCGGGGCGUGGCCAUGGCGGUGGGCUGCUAUAUGGGCCUUUCCAGCUCUCUCGACGAGCUCCAACCGCUCUCGUCGACGUUGCUGUCGGCGGACCCAUCCCGCCACGCCCACGCAGCCUACUUGGGCGCGCGGGAGAAGCAAGAGGCACUGUACCAUACACUGUACGCUUAAGUGACUAUGGCGCGAGCGCAUCCUCGAUGAUGCCACGCAUUUCCUGCA
This is a messenger RNA of Saprolegnia parasitica CBS 223.65, 1679 nucleotides long. RefSeq lists its product as hypothetical. Bases 27 to 1631 code for a protein of 534 amino acids. The transcript has 9 exons. NCBI's taxonomy places the organism in Eukaryota, Oomycota, Saprolegniomycetes, Saprolegniales, Saprolegniaceae. Gene Ontology annotation, molecular function: kinase activity. The record is from RefSeq and is a predicted model, not a curated record. Gene Ontology annotation, biological process: carbohydrate metabolic process.